UUCAGCUGGUUUAUGGAACGUAAUUACAAUGGGAAUUGGCAGCGGGUUAAAAAAUUUUCAAGUGGCUAGUCAUGGUUACAUAGACCAAGAUAAAAAAAAAAGGGAUAUGGAAACUCCGUUAGCCAGUCAAUCAUUAUUACUCUUGCUGGUUCUCACUAAUCAUUGUACUGCAACAAGUAAUCCCUACCGAGAUGCACUUUUUACUUUCACUGAUAUGGAAGAUGGCGAUCCGAUGACUCCUACGAAAGCAAUAACCACCUUUCAAUUCAACUUACAUAAACUCUACGCUACAAUAUGUAAAAUACCCAGCACGGAUCAAGUUACGCUGUUACUGUACAUGCUUCUUCAUAGAAAUCCAAAUGUCAAGAAAUACAUAAUGAAGAGACCUGACAUUAAUUUAUUGGUAUGAACUUAUAUUUAUGCUGUAUCUAAACAAUUAGAAACUGUUUCGAGAUUCAGCUAAUAUAAAAUAAUCUUUAUCUCAUUAGUCAAUAGGUCAUAAGAUAAUAUUGCAUAUAGAUCAUACGUUAAAUACUUACCUGUAAAUUCGUUUUGAUAUUGGAAGGAUCAUUCACCUUUUAAUCGGUAAUAAAUAGUAUUCUUAUCAAUAUAUAAAAUUUGUGUAGCGCUAACUCCUUGUCAUUUUAUAAAAAAAAUUAUAAGCAGUGAAAGGUUAUUGAAAACCUGUUUCGUUGAAAGGUAAAAAUGCACUCUGUGUUGUACAGGAUAACAAAUAGGAAAUUACUAUUUUUAUUAUUUUAUUUAGAUUACUAUUUUUGAAGAGGUACAGAAAUAAAAAAAAAACGAAAUGAUGGUUUAAUAGUAGAAACAUUGAGGUUUUAUUAAGGAACACAAUUGUAUGUUUUAAAAGUUUUAUACAGGGUGUUUCGAAAUUACCUAACCAACGGGGUAAGGCGGUGUUCGGGAGGCACCACUGAUCACGAAAAUGACCUUCCUUUUCUCCGGAAGCUCAUAUUUUUAAAUAGGAGCAGGUCAAAGUUGACCAAUCAAAACGAGGUAUCAAGAGAAACGUAGGCACCUACGAACUCUGAGUUUUCUUUCCUCGCUUUUGUUCCUCAGUGGCUUUGAGCAGGAUGACGUUAGCUGAAAACAUGCCUAUUGGAUGUCACCCGCUGAGAACAGAAGUUCUUAAUUGAACAGUCAAGCACUUACUGAAAACUGCAAUGUUCUAUAAUAAUGCCAUUUGAGUUACACAGAUAUCUCUGUCACGUCUUACGUAGAUUAUCCUGAUCUCGCUUUUCUUCCAUUGAUCGUCAGCGAUUCGUGCUACAUCCCAUUGACAUAUCGCAAUAAAAUUCGAAUGCAAUUGACAACUUUUCAUAAUUUAUAAAGCAUAUUCCUUAAAGGCCAUUCUACAAUGCAAUAUAA
Molecule: messenger RNA, 1389 nt
Organism: Cephus cinctus (wheat stem sawfly)
Lineage: Eukaryota; Metazoa; Arthropoda; Insecta; Hymenoptera; Cephidae
Product: dymeclin
Exons: 2
Coding region: 29-409 (126 amino acids)
Biological process (GO): Golgi organization
Cellular component (GO): Golgi apparatus
Source: RefSeq, a predicted model, not a curated record